UCGACGACACCUGUUGUCCUGUUACCGCCGCAUUUGAGAUGGCCGAGGCGGAGGACAGCGGCGGGGUGGGCCGUCUGUCACAGCUAGAGGCCAACUAUAUUAAUGGACCGUCGAAGAGCAACACAGCAUUGUCGUUUGAAGCGCUCCUCGAUACUCUCAUCUGCCUAUACGAUGAGUGUUGUAGCAGUACAUUACGAAAAGAAAAGUGCGUAGCUGAAUUUGUUGAAUCUGUCAAAACUGUUGUGACCCAAGCAAAAGAGCUGCGACUAUGCCGGGACGAUUUCGAACUGCUCAAAGUGAUCGGCAAAGGUGCUUUUGGCGAAGUAGCCGUUGUCAGAAUGCGAGGCGUAGGCGAGAUCUAUGCAAUGAAGAUUUUGAACAAAUGGGAGAUGCUAAAACGAGCGGAAACGGCAUGCUUUCGCGAAGAACGCGAUGUGCUCGUCUACGGUGACAGGCGAUGGAUUACCAAUCUGCAUUUUGCGUUUCAAGAUGAAAAGAAUUUGUAUUUCGUAAUGGACUAUUAUGUUGGCGGUGACAUGUUGACAUUAUUGUCAAAGUUCGAGGAUCGUAUACCAGAAACAAUGGCACGAUUCUAUAUAGCUGAAAUGGUGUUAGCCAUCGACUCCAUACAUAAUUUGGGUUAUGUUCACAGGGAUGUAAAACCAGACAAUGUAUUACUUGACAUACAAGGUCAUAUACGACUAGCUGAUUUUGGGAGUUGCCUACGACUGUUACCAGAUGGUACGGUGGCCUCAAAUGUCGCAGUCGGAACGCCGGAUUAUAUAUCACCGGAGAUCCUGCGUGCAAUGGAGGAUGGAAAAGGGCAUUAUGGCAAAGAAUGCGAUUGGUGGUCGUUAGGAAUUUGCAUGUAUGAAAUGCUCUAUGGAAAUACGCCAUUUUAUUCGGAACGCCUGAUUGAUACUUACGGGAAGAUUAUGAGUCACCAGGACAUGUUAGAUUUUCCGGAUGAAGAUAUAGACUGGACUAUUUCUGAGGAAGCGAAAGAUCUGAUACGGAAAUUGAUCUGCCCGAGGGAGGUUCGGCUUGGCAAGGGAGGUUUUGCGGAUUUCCGCGAUCAUCCAUUUUUCGCUGGAGUCGAUUGGGCUGGAAUCAGAGAUUCUGACCCUCCUUACCAUCCAGAAGUGUCUAGUCCUACCGAUACGUCUAACUUUGACGUUGACAUCUGCGAAGAUGACUUUACACCCUGUGAGACUCAACCACCCCGAGUUACUGCCGCUUUUACGGGUCAUCACCUACCGUUUAUUGGUUUUACAUAUACACACGGGAGUUUACUUUCUGAUGCAAAAUCGCUGAGCGAUUGUUUGUCUCGUGAUGUGUCCGCAAACGACCAGAACCGUACAGCUGGAACAGAGGCGUACGAGAAAAGGCUGCGAGAACUUGAAGUUGAGAAGCAAGAGUUGGCUAGAAAGUGCCAAGAAGCAAACCAGUUGGUGCAAUCGUUUGCGGGUGAGUCACGAUCAGAAGAAGAUAAGAAUUAUGAGCAAACUAUUGCUCAGUUGAAAGAUGAGAUCCAAAUCUUGAAAACUCGCCUGGCCGAUGAAACGGCGUCAAAAGAACGAGCAGCGACGGCAAAAGAUCCGGCCGUUGAAGAUUUGGAGAAGAAAGUUCGAGAGCUGAAAGAGAAGAAUCGACAACUAAUCCUGGAAAAAGCGGAGCUGCAGCGGGAACUUGAAGAAGCCGAAGAAAAGUUGACAUUAAAGACGAAAGAAUAUAAAGAAGCCAUAAAACAUAGAGAAUCGGCUAAAGCUGACUUUGAAGAGCUUAACAAUGAAUUGCUCGAUGAACGCAGUAAAACGCGUCGUUUGGAAAAAGAAGCAACCGAGGUGGAAACGAAGAUUGCUCAGCUGCAGUCCCGUGUCGACUCACUGAAAGCAGAUUUGCGAAAGGCUGAAAGUGCUCGGCAUGAGGUUGACAUGGAGCUCACAAAAGCAAAGCAAGCAGCCGAGUCUGAGCGUCUUUUGAAAGAAGGACUGCAGGCAAAGCUGGCUGCGUUCGGGGAUGAAAAUCCAGGAAAAGAAGCACGUCGCCUUGGUGAAGAACUUGAACGACUGAAUGAGCGUCAUGCUGAAAUUGUUGCGCAAGAAGAUCAGAAGAGAAAGCAGCUCGUCGAGCACUACCAGGGUCAAUUGGCUGAACUUCAAUCUCAAUUUGAGGAGAAAGACAAUGAGUUGAGAGCAUCGCGUGCUAAGCUUGAAGAAGAACGUGCGCAAUUUGCACUGCAACAAGAGCAAAACUCAAAGAAUGUGGAAGUGCAAUAUGAUCGGCUCCAAAAAGCUUAUGAAGAGAACACUGCUCAAUUGAAGUUGGAGAAUGACACCUUGCGAGCUGAGCUUUCUCGACUGCAUGCUGAGAUUGAAAUGAGUAGACCUGGCAUUAACGAACAGCAGCUACAUGAGAUUCUCAAUUGGGUAAAUGAGGAAAAAGCGACUAGGGAAGAGAUGGAGCUGCUGACUCGGCGAAUAACCGGAGAUAUCGAGACGCUCAAACUUCAGAAUGGCACCAACGGCGGUCAGUAUAGUAAUAUCACAACACCGGCAUCAGGCUGGGGAUCAAGACGAAUGAACAAAGCUGCCAAGAUGGAGAUCCUAGACGCUAAGAAAGCACUGAAUGCUGAAAUUCGAGCGAAAUGUGAGCUGCAAGAGGAGCUAAGCCGGACACGCUCAGCAUUGUUUGCUUCAAAAGCUCGUCUCGACGAGUGCGAGGAGAGGCUAGCAGCGUCUAGGAGAGAAAACGAAGCGUUAAAAACUGAGUUACGUUCUGGUGGUGGACGUGAUAGUGUUGAAGAUGGACGAGCUUUCUUUAACAUGGUCUCUGAAGGAAGAACAUCAACACCGAGGGACUCUGUGCACAAUUCAUUCAAUACCGAUUAUGAAAUAUCAAAUAGCAGAAGAUAUGCAGCUGGCAUCCCGUUAUCAUCCCCAGCUCCACCACCUCCAGCUUACGAGAAUACGGUCAGGCAUAGCCAAACUCCAUCUACGGCUUCGACUAUGCUGGUUGGAAACCGAGGCGCAAGCCCGAAGGUGAUUCAGUCGUUGAAUAAUGCUUUGAGUGGGCGAGGACAUCAAUUUCAACAUGUACAUCUGAACGCGCCGACCAAAUGCGGACACUGCACAUCAAUCUUGGUGGGGCUGGAUAGGCAAGGGUUGUAUUGUCAAACAUGUCACUACGCCUGUCAUGUUCACUGCUCAUCUCGAGCCGUGCCUCAGUGUCCCGUACCACCUGACGCCCGAAGACCGCUGGGCAUCGAUCCCCUGAAAGGAGUUGGUACCGCGUAUGAGGGACUUGUAAGGACACCCAGAGCUGGUGGUGUGAAGAAGGGUUGGCAGCAUACCUAUGUGGUUGUUUGUGACUUCAAGCUUUAUUUGUACGAUUGCGUUACGGACCGGCAGAAUAAGGCUACUGAAAUCCAGCCAGUGAUCAGACAGGUCCUUGAUAUGAGAGAUCCUGACUUUGGAGUGACUGGCGUAAGCGAGCAAGAUGUAAUCCAUGCUAAUAAGAACGAUCUGGCCAAAAUCUUCCGAAUCACCACUAGUCAUAUCCAGGGUAUAUCCAUAGGUGAUGAUGGGGCUAUGAACCGACAGUACACGCUGCUAAUGGCGGAUAGUCAAGAGGAACGAAAGAAAUGGGUUAUAGCGUUGAAUGAAUUGAAGGCUCUCCUCAAGAAAUCACGGCUAGCAGAUCGAAGCGCUUUCAGCGUCAAGGAAGUCUUUGAUGUUGCUAGUCUACCUUCCAUUCGAUUAGCGCAAUGUGCUACCGUAAUCGACCGAACAAAAAUGGUCAUAGGCUUUGCUGAUGUUGGAUUGUACUGUGUGGAGCUGGAUAGAGAGACUUUGGUAGCAGUUGGAGGUGAGAAGGAGAACAAAGGCAGGUUUGUGGAGAAGGUCGAGUACAGCGCAUCUGAACAGCUUCUGUUAGUCAUGGUUGGACCUCCCAAAGAUAGGCAUGUACGGUUAAUUCCAUCGGCCGCAUUAGAUGGACGCGAUCUGAAAUGGAUCAAAGUUGCCGAAACAAAAGGCUGUCAUUUGAUGGCAAUGGGCGCAGGAUCUAUAGCCGGCACGGCGUCAGUCGGUCCUUCAGGAAACGUGCACUACAUAGCAGUGGCAAUCAAGAAGAGCGUCAUCGUUUACCAAAUCGAUCGCAGUGAGAAAAGACAUAGGAAAUGGAAGGAAUUGGCUAUGCCAGGACUUCCACAAUCACUAGCAAUCGAAGGAGGUCGGCUUGUGGUCGGGUUCACUCACUCAUUCCGUGCUUGGGCCCUAGGCGAUCAGAACAACACCAAACAUAUAUCAUUGGUGAAUAUGGAGGAUCAAUCGCUGCAGUUCCUGAGCCAGUCCAACUAUGAAGCACAGUUGAUGGUUGAGGUGGCAGGAGAAUCCAUUGAACCUUCAUCAAGGGAAUAUCUGCUUGUGUUCGAUAAGCUUGGACUUUAUGUUGAUGCUCAAGGUAGGAGAAGUCGUUCCCAGGAACUCAUGUUUCCAUCCUCACCGCGACCUGGCGGCUUUGCUCACCUCAGUCCGCAUCUCUGCGUUUACUCCGAAAAUGAAAUCGAUGUCUUCAACGUAAUGUCGGCAGAAUGGAUCCAAACCAUCAACUUGCGGAAUGCCAUUCCUCUCACAGUUGAUGGUCUUCUGUCGCUGUGCUUGGUGAAUGAUGCACCGUUUGUAGUGAUGCUAUGCGAUGUGCUCUCAGAUGAGGAUUUGCUUUAUAUCCCACCUUCAUCAUCGAACACCUCGGGCUCCAUCGGAAAACGCAACAAGGGAAGGCGGAAGUUCUCUGUCCGAAUACCAGGAAAGGAUGACUCACGACCUGGUGAUCGCAGAAGCAAUCUACCUAUAUCCGGUCCCAGUGACUUCAUGCACAUUGUCCAUAUGGGUCCUGGCUCGGUUCACGAGUUGCAGAGCAUGAUUGAUUUGCAACCUCAAAGCCAUGGCCAGUCUGCUGGCGAUCGGGUACGGGGUCUUAUCCCAAUAAUGAGAAGUACGAGCUCGUCGUCGAACAAUCCAGUAAAACAAUUAGGAGGAUCAAAACAGGAUAUUGAGCAGUUGCAUCGCGGAAGGCCAUUGAGUACGACGAGUAAAAGCUCUGAAGGCUCAUCACUUGGACGAGAUGGCAAUACGACCACAUCAUCCACUAGUGCUGAGAAUCCUUAUUUGGAACCUAUAUCCAAGCAACAAGCCAACGUGUCAGCUCUCCCACAGUCACCAUCUUCUCCCUUGUCUAGACCGAAUCAACAAUAGUCAUAUCUGGCUGAAGCGCCCUUCCCAAAGGGCGGCGGCAACAGUCAGAGUCGGUGCGUACGGUUAAGCAAUUGUUUCGGUACGAAAUUUGCCUAUUCGACCCAUUUUGGCGGUUUUUUACUCUCUUUCUGGAGGUUUUCUGCACUCCUUUGUCAAUGUUGAGAGUCACAUUGCCUGGUGUCCUUCGUCGCAUGUGCUCGCGCACCGCACCUUCCUUGUUGUUGAUAAUGCUCUUCCGAAAUUCAUAUGCUCAUCGAUUCUCUUACCUGAAACAUGUUGUUAUCGUUUAUAGUCACGUUGUUUGUGAUAAUAUCCGUUUCUUUGUUGUAUAGUUUCCACUUUUUUUCCUUUAUCUCCCGCUGUCGAAAUAAUCUGCGUCAUUAUAUGACGUGUGUAUUGAGUUCUUCGUAGUCCCAUUUCGUCUAUAGGCUAUCUCAUUGCAAGUUUCAAAGCUUUCGCGGUUGGGUGCUCGUGACCGCGUCGCUUGAGCCUUGCGGUCCUAUCCUUUGGACAUCUUCUCAAGCUUGAGCAGUAGCUGAUUGCUUGCUAGCGUGGGAAAAUGUCCAGGGUUUGCAUCGCGAACGCGACGCAAAGCUCGAGCGGGGCGGUCGCGAGGACCCAACUGCUGGAGCUCUGGCACUGAAAUUGAGACAGCCUAUAAUCCCACCUGUCACAUUGUCACAUCCACUUAUUAUCUACUCGUAUUUGCUUAUAUGUUGGCUUUAUGAUAGCAUCCCAACGCGUCCAGGUGCCUCUCCUAUUAACGUUUUACUGAUCCGGUAGACCAAGCCUAUUGUUUGCGUCCUUUAGAAUAUCUUUGUCCGACUGUCAGUCCUCUACAGCUUUUAGUGCGUGUGAGUGUAUGGUGCAACUCUCCUUUUCCCACUUUCCUUGUACAGUAUAUUACUGUACCAAAUUUCAGCAAAUUUUAGUGUAAUUACGGUCGUAUUCUCACGACCAUAGAAUGUAUCCAAAAUUGUCUUUUUCAGUCAUUCUGAUUUUUUUAUAUAUUUAUACAUUUGUGUAUGACUCAUCCCAUCGCCACCGCUCAUGACGUAUCGUAUACGCUUCUUUGUGUCUCUUUGAGAUCGAAUGUAUUGAUUAUUGAUUAAUGUAAGCAUCCAUCUAUUAUCUUAUGAUAUGUGAUAUCUGCUUUCUAAGCUGUUGCGCGCACAUCUGCGUAUGUGUGGAUGUUCAUCCCCCCUUCGUUUAACAGGUCGUAUUUCUCGUUUUACUACUCUUUUCUCGCUCUCCCUGAACUUUCUCUUUGUAGUUAUUCGCGCAGAGGUGUUAUAUGAUGAGCACCUUGACGCUAAGAAAUUAUGCUACACAUUGAAAAAAAUGUCUAGGCUGCUGUAUUUUUGUUCCGAAAAUGCAUAAAUAUUUAU
Messenger RNA from Cylicocyclus nassatus, 6646 nucleotides. The record is from the annotation of a GenBank genome assembly. NCBI's taxonomy places the organism in Eukaryota, Metazoa, Nematoda, Chromadorea, Rhabditida, Strongylidae.